Staurois parvus is the source of this 312-nucleotide messenger RNA. NCBI's taxonomy places the organism in Eukaryota, Metazoa, Chordata, Amphibia, Anura, Ranidae. The record is from the annotation of a GenBank genome assembly.
CACCUACCUGACCAUUGUGAGGGAUGGGGUGACCUUCCUGUGUGGAAUCCUGGGAAUAUAGAGAACGGGAACAUCUCUCUGGUGGGUUCCCAUUACUGGAUCCAUCUACCUGAUGAUGGUAAGGGAUGGUGUGACCUUCCUGUGUGGAAUCCUGGGCAUACAGAGGACGGGGACAUCUCUGUGGUACUUACGUUAUUGACACCCAUCUCCACCUACCUGAUGAUGAGGGAUCAUGUGAUCUUCCUGUGUGGAAUCCCGGGAAUACAGAGGCUGGGGACAUCUGUCUGGUGGGUUCCCAUAAUUGGAUCCAUC